Messenger RNA from Pseudogymnoascus verrucosus, 609 nucleotides. RefSeq lists its product as uncharacterized. Lineage: Eukaryota; Fungi; Ascomycota; Leotiomycetes; Thelebolales; Thelebolaceae. The transcript has a single exon. Bases 1 to 609 code for a protein of 202 amino acids. The record is from RefSeq and is a predicted model, not a curated record.
AUGUCUCAAAGCAAACCCGAAUCUGGACCACAGUCUCCACCUCCCCCAUACUCCACACCCGCCACAGCACAGACACCCUCGUCGUGCCUCCAAUACGAUGGGGCCACCCUUCAGUGCAAACAUACCGCACUGGAAAAGGACAAGCCCGGCAUCAACCCAAGACAGUCUACAUACGACGACGAAAAGCUCAACUGUCAGUGUGAACGUCACAUAAAGGAAACAGAAGAGCUGAAUCUCCUGACACCAAAACGCGAGAUUUGCAAGGAAGACGGGGAAUGGAAAUGGAAGACAAAAAAGGGGGACAUCAAACGGAAAUGGGCGACGAAAAAAGCUGAUAUGAAACGAAAAUGGGAGAAGGCAAAGGACGAUAUGAGAACGAAGACAAAGGAGGAUGGGGCGCACUCAUAUACACCAUUGAAUGAGAACGAGAAAGGAAAUGGGGAUAAGAGGCGCCCUGAUGUGCCCUUGCGAGAGAACGUGAAAGAGACUAUACAUCCCUACCCAGGAAAAGACGUGAGAUACAGUCGUGCGGCCCUGUCGGGGAAUACCGACGCCACAAUAUUAGCUGCCUUUGUUUCGCUUGCACUCUGGAUGAUGUCGGUAACGUAA